Messenger RNA from Paramecium sonneborni, 2316 nucleotides. The record is from the annotation of a GenBank genome assembly. Lineage: Eukaryota; Ciliophora; Oligohymenophorea; Peniculida; Parameciidae.
AUGAAUUCAUGUAUUAAAACAAUAGGAAGUACUAAAUUACUUUAAAUAAUGCUCAUUGCUGAUAGCUUAGUUAUUCACAUACAAUCCUAUUUAAUUCCAAACUAUAAUUAUUUGAUUCUAGCCUUAUCAUUAACAUGCUUUCAUGCAAUCAUUUUAACAUCUGAACAUUUUUUAUAUGGCAAAAAUAAAUUAAUAAAUAUACUUUUUAAUACAUUUAAAGGAGUAGCUCAGAUAAUUGUUCACUAUUUACUGGAGUAAAAUUGCUUAAUAUAUACUGGAAUAUAAUUAAUUUGCAUACUCAAAUAAGAUAUUUAACAUAUUAAAUUAGUUUCAUCCAUAUUUUUUAUAACUUAAUUAUUUUGCGUAGUAUUUAGUAAAAAAGAUUUUGUAAUUGUAGGAGUGAUAAGAACAGUAUUUAAUUAUUUUUUGAUAAAUUAAAUUUUUAGAUUUGAAAGUUAAAAUAAAUUAAUUUAGCUCGAAAACAUUCUGAAACAUAUUUAACAUGAUGAAUUUUGUUUAUUGGAUAAUAAUUUCAACCCAAUUUUUCAAUAAUAAUUUUUCAAUUAAUUAAAAUAAGAACAAGUAAUGGGUGUAUAAGAUUUGUAUAAUUAGACAAGAAUUAUUACUCCAAGGGAUAAUACCAUCAAUUUAAUUAGAGAAAUUGCUUCUAAUUAUGAAGAAGAAGUUAAAUAAACCAUACCUCUAUAAGAAAUUCUUUUCCUCCUUAAAAAAAGUAAGAUUUCUUUAACUAAAAGACUUUGUUAUUAGAUGAAUAAUUAACAUAACUAUAAUAUCUCAAUAGAGAACAUAAUUUUGGAUGAUUAUAACUCUAUUAUAAUGAUAUCAAAAAGAAAAAAAAUUGAGACUAAUUAAUCAAGCAACUAAAUUAAUUUUAUGAUUAAGACUGUUAGAAAGGUAUCACAUGAUAUGAGAAAUCCAUUGAAUGCAAUAAUUAAUAUGUAGAUGUGUUUAAAAGAUUGUAUUGAUGAAAACUUAGUUUUAAAAUAUCUUAAACCAUCUUUAAAUUCCUGUCAUUUAUUACUAAAUUUAAUAAAUGAUAUUUUAGAUUCAGCUUAAUUUGAAAAUAAAAAAUUAAAAUUAGUUUACAGAAAGUUUAAUCUUGAAAAGCUAAUAAAAAAAACAAUUUCAAUAUUUGAUUCGUUAAAGGAUAAGAAAGAUAUCAUGAUUACAUUUAAUUAUGAUUAAAAAUUACCAGUCUAGGUAAGCUCUGAUAAAUUUCGAAUAAGAUAAAUAAUAAUGAAUUUGCUAAGUAAUGCUAUUAAAUAUACAAAACCAAAUGGAAAGGUUUUUAUUGAUUGUUUCGAAAGUGAUGAGAGAAAAAAUUUCAUAAAAAUAUGUAUAUAAGACACAGGUUAUGGAAUAAAACCUGAGAAUUUAUAAUAUCUAUUCUAAGAAUAUUCUAAAGUAGAAGAUGAUGAAAAUUAGAAUGUGAAUCCUUUUGGAAUAGGAUUAGGAUUAAUGAUAAGUAAUGAAUUAGCUAAAUUAUUAUCUAACAAUGGCAUUCAAGUAUAAUCUUAAUUGGGAAUAGGCUCAAAAUUUUAUUUUGAAAUAGAAAAUAAAUAACCUUCAGCUGAAGAUAUUUCAGAAUCAUAAUUGUCGAUUAAUCAUUAAGAUGGAUUGCCAACUUUUGAUGUUCAUUUCUUUCCAGGAAUUAAUUCUUAAAAAUCUCCUGCAAUUUCAAUAACACUUCCACAAAUAGAGAGCAGUAGAAAGAUUAUUUUAAGAAAGUCUUAAAAAACAAUUAAUAUAAUGACUAAUUCUGUAAAUAACCAAACAAAGAUUAAGGUAAAAAGUGAUGAAAAAAGCUUUUGUAGAAAGUAGUCAUUAUACGCUAAAAAAAUAGAGACAUUAGUUCAAAAUUGGUAUGAUAAUACUAAUAAAAAACCACCUAUUUUAAUUGUGGAUGAUGAUGAAGUUAAUAUAAUGGUAUUACAGUAUUUAUUGGAAUAAAUGAAUAUAAGUUCUGAUUCUGCAAUGAAUGGUAUGACCUGUUUAUAAAAGUUUGUUGAUAGAUAAAAAGAAGGAGUAUCUUAUUAAUUAAUUUUUUUGGAUAUCAAUAUGCCAAUAAUGGAUGGAUUUGAAUUAGCCAAAAAAUUGAUUUAGAUUGAUCCUCUUAUUAUUCUAAUUGCUUGUUCAGGUGAUGCAUCAAACUAAAAUUAUUAAGAAAAAUGUAAAUAAUCAGGUAUCUUCUGUUAUAUCCUAAAACCUAUCUUCAAAAGCAAAUUAAAAGAAAUACUAAUUAAACUAUCUGAAGGAAUCAAAUUUGAUAGUUAAUAAUAUUCAUAUUAUUGCUGA